Cylicocyclus nassatus is the source of this 2087-nucleotide messenger RNA. The record is from the annotation of a GenBank genome assembly. NCBI's taxonomy places the organism in Eukaryota, Metazoa, Nematoda, Chromadorea, Rhabditida, Strongylidae.
AUGUCGUCGGCGCUAAACAGGUCGGACCAUAAUAUUCUCUACAUUUUUGGUGCUGUUGUUCUUGCAGUUGGCACAUACAUUUUGAGGAAGUACAUCAAGGGUGGACAGUUCAGGGAAAGAGUGAAUGGCGAGGGUCUUGUAGCUGUGGUAACUGGAGCCAAUGCUGGAACUGGACUGGAAACAGUACGAGGCCUAAAUCUCGCAAAAGUCAAGGUGUACAUGCUAUGUCGAAACGAAGAAAGAGCAUCUGAGGCGAAGAUCAAAUUGGUUCAAAUGGGAUGUAAUGCGGAACGGCUCAUAAUUGUGAAAUGUGAUCUAUCGGACUUUAGCAGCAUCAGAGCAUGCGCGAAAGAGCUUUUAUCGAAGGAAGAUAAAAUCGACAUCCUUAUUAACAAUGCUGGAGUGCUGUUUCUUCCGAAAUACCAGAGAACAGGGGACGGACACGAAAUGACUUGGCAGUGUAACCAUCUAGGACCCUUCCUUCUGACUCAGCUACUUCUGCCAGCUCUCGAGAAAGCUCCAAAAGCAAGAAUCGUACUUGUGGCCUCAUUACUUCAUAUGGCGAGCAGUCCAAUAGACUUAUCCACCGUCGACGACGAAAAGAGUUGGGGACGCAUUGAACCAUACAAUCGCAGUAAAUUGGCUAACGUAAUGACUGUACGGGAAAUGAGCAAACGCUUGCGAGAACAAGGCAUACAUCACGUCACUAUCAACUGCCUUCAUCCUGGGGUUGUGAACAGCACUGGCUAUCGCCAUACAAUCCUCGACUACCCACCCAUACGUCAGCUGAUCUAUCCACUGAGGUGGUUCUUCAUGAAGACUUCGAGGGAUGGUGCGCAGACUGCCCUGUAUCUUGCUCUAAGUAAGGAAGUUGAUGGAAUCAGUGGAAAAUAUUUCGCAGACUGCCUUAUGGCAAAAGAGGGAAAAUACGCUUUGGACGACGAGGCUUGCAAGAAACUGUACGAUUACAGUAUGGAACAAAUGAACGUUUCUACGGCAGACGAAGCAGACAGGUCCGUAGUUUAUAUACUAGCAGUCGCGGCAAUUGCUGGUGCCAUCUUCAUGAUAAGGAAGUACUUCAAAGGUGAACAGUUUGAAGACAUCGUAGAUGGAGAUGGGUUAGUCGCCGUCGUGAGUGGAGGGAAUAGUGGAAUUGGGUUAGAGACAGUACGAGGAAUGAAUCUCGCUAAAGUCAAGGUCUACAUGCUUUGUCGUGACGACAAAGCAGCAACUGAUGCUAAAAUCAACUUAGUAAAGAUGGGAUGCGAUGCAACAAGGCUUGACCACAUGGUCUGCGACCUUGCAGAUUUUAGCAGUAUCCGCGCCUGCGCCAAAGAACUCUUAGCACAAGAGGAAAAAAUUGACAUCCUAAUCAACAACGCUGGAGUUAUGUUCCUUCCCACAUAUGAAAGAACUGUUGAUGGACACGAGAGGACUUGGCAGAUCAAUCACCUAGGUCCCUUCCUUCUCACACAUCUGCUCUUACCUGCUCUUGAAAAGGCACCAAAGGCAAAGAUCAUUUGGGUAGCAUCGAUUCACCACAAGUUCAGCAAGAAGCUCAAUCUUGACACUAUCGACGAUAAGCUGCAAUUUGGACUGUUGGACCCAUACAACCGCAGCAAAUUAGCCAAUGUUAUGACCGCACGUGAAAUGAGCAAACGAUUGCACGAACAGGGACUUCAUCACAUUUUCGUUAACUCGAUGCAUCCAGGAUACGUUGAUACCAAUCUCUACCGUCAUACACUUUUCGCCUCUCCUCCUUUGAGGGAACUCACUUAUCCAAUUAGAUGGCUUUUAUUCAAAACCCAGAAGGAUGGUGCACAAACGGCGCUAUACCUUGCUUUGAGCCCAAGAAUUGACGGAAUCAGUGGAAAAUACUUCGCAGACUGCAAACUGGCCAAAGAGAGCAAGAACGCUCUAGACGACGCAGCUUGCGAAGCUCUGUACAACUACAGUAUGGAACAAUGUGGAAUAAAAGAAACUAUGUAAAUACUCCAUCGCUCACCAGCCAGCCUCUUAAACGAGUAGUCCGAGCUGCAUGCUGCUUUUAUCUCGGUUGGAUGGCAUUGCUAUUGUAUAUACAGCUC